Molecule: messenger RNA, 3082 nt
Organism: Frieseomelitta varia
Lineage: Eukaryota; Metazoa; Arthropoda; Insecta; Hymenoptera; Apidae
Exons: 12
Coding region: 206-2623 (805 amino acids)
Source: RefSeq, a predicted model, not a curated record
UAUGUAGUAGCUUCCUAUGAAGCGUGCUCUCUAUGGAUUCGAGUAUAUUUAUACUUGCUAUACUUUAUGUAUAUAGUUUCGUGAAUGAACAUUGUAUAUAAGUGACACGAUCUACUGCCUAAGUAUUUUUUUUACUAUUUUCUAUUUUACAAUGAAUAAACAUAGUACAAUAUUGUCAUAGAAAUUCUAAUAUAUCUAUUAGAAGAUGAAAGUCAUUGGUUCGAAAAUAUAUACGAUAGUGAUCGUAAGCAUUUAUUGUUUGGGCGUUGUCGGACAAUAUGAAUGGCAAGCCAGAGAUGCUUUUGACGAAAUUCGUUUAAAAAUGGACAAAAUCAACGAAGAGAAUUGUCCUAUACAACAUCUCGGAGAUCUUUAUUUACCGGAAGAUGCAGUCUCUCAUUUACCUGAUAUUAAAGACAUUAAUAUAAAUCCUGUGUUUCCAAACAGGACUGCUUUAUUACAUCUUCAUAACAUGGCACUUAGUAGAUCAUUUUUUUGGAGCUAUAUUUUACAAUCUAGAUUCAUACGACCUGCUAUCAAUGAUACAUAUGAUCCUGGCAUGAUGUAUUACUUCUUAUCAACAGUUGCUGAUGUGUCUGCAAAUCCUCAUAUAAAUGCGUCUGCUAUAUAUUUUUCACCAAAUAUGUCUUAUUCAUCAUCAUAUCGAGGCUUUUUCAACAAAACCAUGCCUAGAUUUGCUCCACGAACUUUUAGAGCUGAUGAUUUCAAUGAUCCAAUACACUUGGAAAGAAUAUCUACGAGAAAUACAUUUACUGUACGAGAUCUUGGUGCAUUUGCCAGUAGUAGUCUUAGUGAAGAUUAUACAACAGAUUAUUAUCGUAUAAAUGAAUGGUAUAAGAAAUGGUUACCGGAUAAUGUUGAUAAAAGACAUGAUACUAAGACUACUUAUCAGGUUGAAAUUAGAUAUGCUAAUAACACUAAUGAAACAUUUACAUUUCAUGGACCACCUGGCGCAGAUGAAUAUCCUGGACCAGUAAAAUGGACUAGACCAUAUUAUGAUUGUGGAAGAUCAAAUCGAUGGCUUGUAGCAGCAGUUGUACCUAUUGCAGAUAUUUAUCCAAGACAUACAGGAUUUAGGCACAUAGAAUAUCCAACUUAUACAGCCAUAUCAGUAAUUGAAAUGGAUUUUGAACGAAUAGACAUAAAUCAAUGUCCAAAAGGAAAAGGAAAUAGUGGUCCAAAUAAAUUUGCAAAUACUGCUAGAUGUAAAACAGAAACUACUGAGUGUGAACCAUUACAUGGUUGGGGUUUUCGAAGAGGAGGAUAUCAGUGUAGAUGUAGGCCAGGUUUCAGAUUACCAAAUGUAGUACGACGACCAUAUUUAGGUGAAAUUAUUGAAAGAGCAACUCAAGAACAAUAUUAUAAUGGAUUUGACUGUUCUCGGAUAGGAUGGAUUCAUAAAAUGCCUGUACAAUGGGAAAAAGCAAAGCCAGAACUUAGAGAAAAAUACCUUGAGCAGUAUUAUUAUUACAGAAAUUAUUCUAUUGGGCCUGAAACACUAAGAUCUGAACAAAUUAAUAUAGAUCAAACUCUUAAAUUUAUUUUGAGUAUCAAUUCAAAAAAUUGCAAAAGUUAUACAGAAGAAGAUUUAACGUUACUUGGAGAUGUGGCCUUUGGUGCCAAAGAAUUUUUUGAAAAUGAAGCAAAAAUGGCAACUAGAUUAUCAAAUUUUAUUAGUGCAUUUCUACAGAUUUCUGAUUCUCAUGAAGUUUAUUCGGGUAAAAGAGUGGCCGAUAGGCCACUUACUGAAGAUCAAAUGAUUGGGGAGACAUUAGCUUUAGUUCUUGGAGAUACUAAAAUAUAUUCUGCUGAAAUGCUAUGGGAUCGUAACAAAUUUACAAAUAGAACAUUUUUUGCUCCUUAUGCUUAUAAAACUGAAUUGAAUACAUUUAAAUUUAAAGUUGAAGAUUUAGCCAGACUCAGUGAUUCAGGUAAUGUUUAUACAAAAAAGAAUUAUUUUAAAUUGUUGAAACAAAGAUGGGCGACAAAUUUCGAUGAAUUAGAAAAAUUUUAUAUGAAAAUAAAGAUUAGAUACAAUGAAACUGGCGAAUAUCUUAAAAAAUACGAGCAUUAUCCGAAUUCUUAUAGGGCGGCAAACCUGAAUCAUGGACAUUGGACAACUCCAUACUUUGAUUGCAACGGCAAAGUGAAGAAAUGGGUAAUUACCUAUGCAUCCCCAUUUUUUGGCUGGGACAGCUUGAAAGAGAAACUGGAAUUCAAAGGUAUUGUGGCUGUUACCAUGGAUCUACUUCAACUUGAUAUCAACCAAUGCGACAAUAAUUUUCACACUCCAAAUGCGUUUAAGGGUACUCACAAAUGUGAUAAGAAAACUUCAUAUUGCGUGCCAAUUCUUGGAAGAGGUUUUGAAACAGGCGGAUACAAGUGCGAAUGUGACCAAGGUUUUGAAUAUCCAUUCGAAGAUUUAAUUACAUAUUAUGAUGGUCAAUUAGUAGAAGCUGAAUUUAAUAAUUUAGUUAAUGAUGAAAAAACUAGAUACGAUAUGUUCAAAUGUCGAUUAGCCGCUGCCACAUCGAUUCAAGUCAAUUGGACAUUAUUAUUGACGUCAAUAAUAUUAUAUCACUUUAUAGGAGCCGUUUCGUAGUGACAUCAUAAUUAUGCGAUAUUUAUAUAAUGCAAUACUAUUAUAUUAAUCGCCAAGAUAUUUUAAAAAUACAAUCCGUCCAUUACUACAUAUCAAUUAUCAUACUAAAUCUUUUUGAGAGUAUUUUAAUAUUUGCUUGUGUUAAUAUUAUUAAUUCACAGAACAUGAUAUUUACAAUGAAAUGAAUCUCAAAUAAAAUUCUCUAUAAAUAUUUCUAUUGGGAAAAAACUAAAAAUUUAUUUGAAAAUUAUUUUUAUAAAUUGUUUAAUUUCAAAUAGUAGUUUUGAUAUUACAUAUGAUACAUUCAUUGAUAUUGAUAUUAAUAUUUAUAAUAUGUAUUACAACGUAUACAUAUUGGUAUUUUUAAAAUUGUAACUUAUGAAAAACUGCUGUUAUAAUUUAAUGUCAAUUUUAAUUAUUUUGUAUUUUUAUACAUGCAUAAAUAUACAAUUUAUUUUA